AUGGUUUCAAAAAUGGACAAUAGUAACGUUAGCAAAAACACUACCAAUAAUAAAAGUAAUGAUACCCCAAAACUCAUGGAAGGAUCGGCAGAAUCAAUAGAUGAUAAGGCAACAGAAUCAGAAAUUUUCCAAGAUUUUAAAGAUGCGCAGAUGCUUAGUGAUGACAUAACUGAAGAGAAUAAGCAAGUGGUUUCCCCCCAUUCUGACGCGAGUAAUGAAGAUAACAGUAACAAUCCCAUUAAAGAGACGAAAAAUGAUGCCAAUAUUUCCAGUUCAAGUAAACUUGAGCCUAUAAUGGUACAUACUGCUUUGUUGGAGAAGGAUAACCCGUUCAUGGAGUCUUCUCCAAACAAUCAUCCAAAUGAGGAUGGCGUGGUUGGUAAAGUUGAUCAAAUUGAUGAAGAUAAAACCAAUUCAGAACAAGAUAUCGAAAAAGAUGUGUCAAAGGAAACGAAUGCUUCUAAAACUGAACUGACCACCAGUUUAACUAAGAAAAGUAAAGACCUAAUUAAUCCCAACGAAGCUUAUAGAAAUAAUAAGGAUGAUACUGGCCUUCUACGCUUGGAUCACAGUGCUUCCCCAAAUACUAAAGAUAAAGGUACCAUUAAUUCUUUGAAUGAACACGAGAAAUCAACUCCAAAAAUUUACUCUAAAGAUAUUGAAAAUCAAUCAAGCCAUAGUACAGAAAAUCAACCCGUAUGUAAAAUACUGGAUGCGACGAAAAUAUCAGAAGGGCAAGGAAGAAGCUACAUAGCUUACACGAUAAAAUAUAAUGAUUCUUCCGUUAAGAGAAGAUAUAGUGAUUUUGAAAGUUUAAGAAAUAUUCUUGUUAGAUUAUUCCCUAUGGUUCUAAUACCUCCGAUUCCUGAAAAGCAAUCAAUAAAGAAUUACGGUAAGGUAAUCACUGGAGCAACAUCAAAUUAUCAACUUCCAACAAAUGCUCAAACAUCGGUCGAUCUUUCAUUGUCAAUAAUUAAUGGAACGAUUAAUAAUUCGGAUGAAAAAUUGAUACGACAUCGUGUUCGAAUGCUAACACAAUUUUUAAAGAAACUUCUGAAAAAUGAUGAAAUAAUGAAAACUUCGAUCAUGCAAGAUUUCUUAAGUUCAAACAAUGCAAAUUGGAAAGAUUUUUUAAAUAGUUCGCCCACAUUCUCCACGUUGCCCAAAAAUGUCUUACAAUGUAAUCCAUUAGAUCCAACAACCACUACAAGAAUACAUGCAUCAUUACCUAUCCCAAAUUCAUCGACACAACUAGUGCUACCAAGAGAUAAUACAGAUUCGAUACCAGAAGAUCCAAAGGAUCCAUUCUCUUUUAUCGAACAAGAUUAUAAGCAAUACGAAACAUUACUAAACAAUGGCAUUUAUAAACAUAAUAGAAGAAUAACGAAAACAUUACAUGAUAUUGGGAAUGACAUGAAAGAAAUAUCAGAAUUAUUUCUGAAUCUAUCAAAUCUUGAACCAGAAAAUCAUGAACUAUUCGGUGAAUUGCUUUACGUUAGUGGAAGCUACGGGUCAUCAGCUAGCACCUUGGAUGAGUUGGUCAAUAAAUUAUACUUUAAUAUUAAUGAGCCAUUGAAUGAAUCAAUAUAUAUGAUGGGAGCAGCGAGAGAAUUAAUUAAAUAUCGAAAAAUGAAAUACUUACAACUGAAUAUGAUUAAGAAAUCAUUGGACAGUAAAUCACACCAAUUUGAAAAGUUGAGGCAACAGAAUGUAGCUAAUGAACAUUUAGAUAAGUUUAUUGAUAGUGAAACUGCUAAGAGUCACGUUAUUAAUUUGGCACGUCCACCUCAGGAACCGAGAACUUAUAGCGGGAAAUUUCUUAAUAGUUUUAAUAAAUUUGCUACUAUCGUUAAAGAUUCGGUUGUUAAUAAAGAUAUGGACCCACGUAUGACUUGUAAAAGUUUAUCAAAGGAUAUUGAACUACUGAAGGAAUCUGUGUCCGUGACAGAAGAUGAUAUGGAGAUUAUUUCUAAAGUUAUAAAAGAUGAAGAAUUACCGAAAUUUUCUAAAGAAAGAGGGGAAGAGAUGUCAACUAUAUUGAAACAAUAUUCGCAAUAUAUGAGAGCAUAUGCUGAGAAAAAUUUGGCCAUAUGGAAAGAACAGAGGGGACGAUUGGAUAAAUAA
Naumovozyma dairenensis CBS 421 is the source of this 2124-nucleotide messenger RNA. It is a transcript of the gene ATG20, whose product is annotated as Atg20p. Gene Ontology annotation, biological process: retrograde transport, endosome to Golgi. NCBI's taxonomy places the organism in Eukaryota, Fungi, Ascomycota, Saccharomycetes, Saccharomycetales, Saccharomycetaceae. Gene Ontology annotation, molecular function: phosphatidylinositol binding. Bases 1 to 2124 code for a protein of 707 amino acids. The transcript has a single exon. The record is from RefSeq and is a predicted model, not a curated record.